AUGGUAACUUUCGCAGCUGAAUCUGGCACAGUUAAUUUACCAUUACUUCAUGUUGAAUACCGUCUCGUGCCCGAGCACCCAUUGCCAGCUGCUGUUGAGGACGUAAUGGCUGUAUACAAUGCUCUUCUGACGCAAGAUUCAUCAGUUAAUAAGCGUAUUAUUGGCAUGGGUGAUUCAGCUGGCGGUGGCUUACUGUUGCUGACAUUACAGGCUAUUAUCAGUAAACAUCUGCCGAUUCCACUUGCUGCGGUACCCAUUUCACCGUGGACAGAUCUGUCGUAUUCGGGCGAUAGUUAUACACGCAACAGAGACCUUGAUGUUAUGGUGAAGUACGAUAGCUUUCAAUGGGGUGUUGAACUGGUACUAGGCGGCUCAGCUCUAAUCAAAUCAAAAAAUAUUCAGCCGAAUGACCCAAUAUAUAGUCCACUGUUUGGUUCAUUCAAGAAAUUCCCCCCGAUGUACAUCGUCGUUGGAACAGCUGAAUUGCUGGAAUCAGAUGCAAGGAGUGUUUAUGAAAAGGCCAAAGCGGAGAAAGUCGAAGUAACAUUGGAAGCUGGUGAACACAUGAUGCACGUCUACCCGAUGUUCGGUUUAUAUUAUCCCGAAGCAACACAAGCAAUGAACAGAAUAAAUACGUGGCUUAACGAACAAUUUAAAUCGUAA
Molecule: messenger RNA, 663 nt
Organism: Didymodactylos carnosus
Lineage: Eukaryota; Metazoa; Rotifera; Eurotatoria; Philodinida; Philodinidae
Source: the annotation of a GenBank genome assembly